Molecule: messenger RNA, 1155 nt
Organism: Tachysurus vachellii
Lineage: Eukaryota; Metazoa; Chordata; Actinopteri; Siluriformes; Bagridae
Product: G-protein coupled receptor 26-like
Exons: 2
Coding region: 76-1155 (359 amino acids)
Biological process (GO): G protein-coupled receptor signaling pathway
Cellular component (GO): membrane
Molecular function (GO): G protein-coupled receptor activity; peptide binding
Source: RefSeq, a predicted model, not a curated record
AGUACUCAGUUGUGUUCAAUUAGACAGCUGUCUCCUGAUGAAUUAUGUGCUGUAAAGCAGUCACAUAACUGUGCAAUGGGAGAUCCGUGGACAUUGAAUACAACUUCUCCGUGUAGACUUGAGCAGUCUAGUGCACGAUUUGUGAUUUUUAAUUACUUUCUUCUCUGUUUUACAUUUAUUAUUGGGACUUCUGCUAAUCUGCUUGUGUGUUGGGUCGCUUUCCGAGCUAAAAGUCUGCGCACUGGCAGUAACGCGCUGCUAGUGAACCUGGCCGCUGGAGACUUGAUAAGAAGUUUUGUGGACUCUCCGGUGUUUUUGACCGUAUUAGUUUUGAGAGAGAGGCGCGUGCAGAGCGGCGCGGUGCUGUGCCGCGUUCAGCAGCUCACAUAUUUACUGUGCAGCUGCGCUCAGUUACUCACUCUGGCAGCUAUCAGCGUGGAGAGAUUCCAGACCAUAGCCUUUCCGUUUAGCACAGAGAAAAGGAAAGGACGGAUUCGGAUCUGGAUCCUGAUUAUUUGGAUCUUUGCAGUUACAAUCGCUGUAUCAUCUCUGCUUUUGUCCUUCCCAUCAUGCCGCCAAUUAAACUCACCAAAAUUGCGCCCUUUGCAUGCGCCUUCUUUUGACGCCUAUGUUUUGAUUCCCAUCUGGACCUUAAGUGUCAUUUUGAUAGCCGUUAACUACUUGCGCAUUUUCAUCGUUGUGAAACAACAUUCUAAUAAGAUCUUUGACUCGGGAGUUCAUCCAAGUCUGUGUGUGGUCUCAAGCCGCCGGCUGCCCCAGUCAAGUGCACUAGAGCCGGUCAGAGUUGAUGGGACUUAUCCGUGCCCGGCCUCUGAGAUCGUGGGCGCUGUUUGUGUUCUCACACCUAAAGCCAAAGCGCUGGGCAAGGCCAGAGUAGAGGGGAAGUUGGCCAAGAGGCUCGGCUACAUCAUCGCAAAUGUGGUCCUGUUCUGGAUGCCGCUGCUUCUCCUGCUGGCACUCAGACUGCUGGUGAAUUGCAGCGAAUGCUGUAGCUGGUUAAUGUGGGAGCUGGAGACGUCGGCGACGGUGUUGACGUGUGUACCUGCUGCUGUAGACCCGCUCAUAUACACGUUGCUCCAUCGCCACUUCUACACAGAGUUCCGCAGACUCUUCUGCUCCAUUCUGAGGUGCUGA